Messenger RNA from Exaiptasia diaphana, 853 nucleotides. RefSeq names its product ATP-dependent DNA helicase RecQ. Lineage: Eukaryota; Metazoa; Cnidaria; Anthozoa; Actiniaria; Aiptasiidae. Bases 241 to 711 code for a protein of 156 amino acids. Gene Ontology annotation, molecular function: ATP binding; nucleic acid binding; four-way junction helicase activity. The transcript has a single exon. Gene Ontology annotation, cellular component: nucleus; cytoplasm; chromosome. The record is from RefSeq and is a predicted model, not a curated record. Gene Ontology annotation, biological process: double-strand break repair via homologous recombination.
UUAUUCAAUGUCUGUACCAUACGUCUUAGACUUUCUCAAAGUCCGUUUUUCCUGGUUCGCUUAUCUCCCGGAAAACGGACUUUUUCCUGUUGCAGCGCGCCAUUUUUUACCGACCUAAAUUUUGGUCGGAGGUGUGUCAGUUCUAAUUGUCCAAUCAAAGAGCGCARGCGUGUGACGUCAUACAUCGUGAUCAGCGAGGCGCAAAACAACUCUCAAACAAAGCUAAUAAACAACUACGAAAUGAAGGAUAUUCGAAAAGCCAUCGACUUCGGUUUAAAGAAACUUGGAUUUAAAGAAAUUAGAGAUCAUCAAAGGAAGGUUGUAGAGGGCUACAUAAGUGGACACGAURUAUUGAUGGUGGCACCAACUGGAUCAGGAAAGAGUCUAACGUUCCACAUUGCUCCGUUUGUGAUCGACUACUGGAACAAUGGCGAUCGAGAAGUUGUCGAUACAGUUUGCCUUGUUAUUGCUCCUUUAGUGUCCCUUAUGAAGGAUCAGGUAUCAAUUCUACGUGAAAAGGGAAUAAAAGCAGUUGUUGUUGGUCCCGAUUUGACAAAAGAAGAAGAAAGUAAAGUCAGAGAAGGCGAGUACAACCUAGUGUUUACAAGUCCUGAAGCGUUGUUUGGAAUCCACYGUGUUACUGUAUUUGCACUGAAAAGUAAAAUAGAUGCUGUAUUUAUUGAUGAAGGUCACUGUGUUGUAAAAUGGUAAGUGUAUUUAAUCAWAAAUWUGAUUUAAUCGCUUUUGAUCUCUAAUAAUAAUUGCRAAACGUGAUUCUCUCGCUUAAAAAUUUUAUCCCUUUUCUCUAGGGGCCAUGKUAAUGGGGUAGAAGAAGCCUUUCGGAAGGAUUAUU